CACAGACGUGUUGUUCAUAAUCAGCAGGUGUUGGAUACCGAAUUAGUAAACAUACCAUUUCGUGUAUAUCGUCUUAUCCCUUGGAAAUCGUUGCACAGAGAAUUGAAUCAUUCGUUGACGUUGACGGAGCUGGAGUGUGAGCACUUUGUUUCAGUUGUCACAUCGCUAGUGUAGCUGGUAGCCUAUUUCACAAAACCACUUCGAGUCCUUAAACCUAAAAGAACAUUGACGCAUAUGAUUUCGCAACGAAAAUAUAAUGCAAAAGUUUCUAAAGAACAAAGAAAUGUACCCCCGGAAACUCCUCCCAAUUGCGACAAUCUCGGAAGAAACAUCAAACUAUUUUCACUUUCCGUGAUAAUGUUAAUGAUAAUCGUUUUGAUCGUGUUGAUUAUUGCAAUGGUAAUGAAUAAUGCAUUGGAUUUCGACGGCGAAGAUAAGAAACAAUCGAUCCUUGAAACUCUGACUAUAAUUAGCGCGGUGGUUCUUGGAGUUGCUUGGAUAACUGCAAUAUGGCAUAUUUCAGUAGCAACUAAGGGUCUUCGGCUUUGCCAGCAGUUAAAAAAGUGAAAACAA
Molecule: messenger RNA, 573 nt
Organism: Venturia canescens
Lineage: Eukaryota; Metazoa; Arthropoda; Insecta; Hymenoptera; Ichneumonidae
Exons: 1
Coding region: 235-567 (110 amino acids)
Source: RefSeq, marked provisional